GUUAGGCGAGUUCCCUUUAACCAGUGUUAUGCAGUGUGUGUGUGUGUGCUGUAAUGGAGAGAAAUGAUCGGGCUGAUGAACAGAUUCGGAACGGCUUUGUGUCCUUUUUGGUCCCAAACUACAUCCGUGAAUGUGUUUAAAACUUUAUUCCGAAAUCCUGCGGAGAGAAACCCGAGUCUGAGCCGCGGAUUUCACCUCAACAACCGGCUCAGGACAGGCUUGGCGUUUGUGCUUUACUUCUGUCGUAGAUCUGCAGCUGGUCUGAGUUCAGCUUGUUUCAUUAUGUUGUCUUCUUCUCAAGGCAAACUGGUCCGCGACGGCGAGGACAGGAAACCAGUGAUUUGCAUUGAGGGGAACAUCGCGAGUGGGAAGACGACGUGUCUGGAGUAUUUCAGCAAAACCAGCAACAUUGAGGUUCUGACUGAGCCAAUUUCCAAAUGGAGAAACGUUCGAGGACACAAUCCACUGGCGCUGAUGUACGAGGACCCGGCGAGGUGGGGUCUCACACUGCAGACCUACAUUCAGCUCACUGUCCUCGACCAUCACCUGUCUAAAAUAACGGCGCCGGUCAGGAUGAUGGAGCGAUCUCUGUACAGCGCAAAGUACAUCUUUGUGGAAAAUCUGUAUAAAAGUGGGAAGAUGCCCGAGGUGGAUUACGCCGUCCUGACCGAGUGGUUCGAGUGGAUCAUCAAUAACAUCUCCAUUCCUAUAGAUCUGAUCGUUUACCUGCAGACGUCGCCUCAGAAGUGUUUUGAUCGUCUGAAGCAGAGAUGCAGAGAAGAAGAGAAAGUCAUUCCACUGGAGUACCUAGAGACUCUUCAUCACAUGUAUGAAGACUGGCUGAUAAAUCAUUCCUCAUUUAAAGUUCCUGCUCCUGUUCUGGUUAUCCCUGCGGAUCAUGAUCUUCAGAAGAUGCUCCAUCAGUUUGAGGAGAACAGAGAGAAGAUCUUCGCUGUGCCUCGAGCCUCAUAAAGAGAAACGUUUCUCACACACAUUUUAUACCAGGCAGCUUUUCAUCCAGCCGUGUGUGUUUCCUGCCGUUUUAACUUCAUUAUGGAUGUGUGCGCGCGUGUGCGCGUGUGUGCCUGCGUGUGUGCCUGCGUGUGUGCCUGCGUGUGUGCCUGCGUGUGUGCGUGUGCGUGUGUGUGUGUGUGUGUGUGUGUGCCUGCGUGUGUGCACAUGUGUGUGCGCGUGUGUGUGCGUGCGCGCGCGCUGGGGUAAACGAUUUAAUAACAGUUUUUUUUUUAAAUCAGUUGUAUUUGAGAGAUUAUGAAUCUUUGGACUGACAGUGAAUCAAUUUGAUUCAUGAUUCAUUAAAUCUUACAUUUUUUGUGAAUCAGGACAAUGUGAUUCAGUGAGUCAGGUUUCUUAAGGAAAUAUUAUAACGCCUCAAAAUUUUGUCUAAAAUACAACUUUUAAUUGUAUGUUUAUUUUCCCAGCUGCAUGUCUGUAACACACACACACACACACACACACACACACACACAGGGUGUAAUCUCAGGCUUAGGUGUGUGUUGUGGUUUUAGAGGAAACGUCGGUGCUGUAGUUGAAUUUUACAUCAUUGUCUCUUUUUCUAAUGAAAAUGAUUUGUUCUUUCUUUUAUAUUAUUAUUAUGAUUAUGAUUAUGAUUAUUAUGAUUAUUAUGAUUAUUAUUAUUAUUAUUCUCACUUGUGUAUUAAAUGGUAUCAUUAUUAUUUAUUUAGCUGUUUAAAUCACAGAAAUCAUUCCACAGAUCUGACCUUCAUCCUGUUGAAUAGAGUUAAAACACAAGACCAGAGCUAUUGUAAAGUUUAUUUUUAUUUGUUUUAUGCAUAAAAAAAAAUCCCAAAAUGUUGUUAGGAACGUGGCACUUGUGACCGGAGGAGCCGUGGAGACGUUUUGUAUUAUUACAUUGUUUACAGUGUAAUUUUAAUAAACCAGUGAGAAAUGGA
This is a messenger RNA of Ictalurus furcatus (blue catfish), 1931 nucleotides long. RefSeq names its product thymidine kinase 2 (gene tk2). Bases 64 to 972 code for a protein of 302 amino acids. The transcript is spliced from 10 exons. Gene Ontology annotation, cellular component: mitochondrion; cytoplasm. Lineage: Eukaryota; Metazoa; Chordata; Actinopteri; Siluriformes; Ictaluridae. The record is from RefSeq and is a predicted model, not a curated record. Gene Ontology annotation, biological process: nucleobase-containing compound metabolic process. Gene Ontology annotation, molecular function: ATP binding; deoxynucleoside kinase activity.